AUGUUUCCACAGCUGCUGGAGAGUGUUUGUUUACAGCCAGCAUUGCUUGCAUCUCUUCCACCUGUAGAGGCACGUGUUAGUAUUUGCGAAUUUGAGUAUCUGUAUACAUUCACUUUCCUACAAUUGAUUAUAAGCAAAAUAUUCGUGUUUGGAAUUUUCAAUGCCCCUCGCGUAUUAUUCUCUGUCGUUAACUUUAUGGAAUCGUACAUAGUUGCACAUGUUUUGAAUCUGGUAGAGCUUCACUCAACCCGGUCGAUGAAUUUUCACGUCUGA
This is a messenger RNA of Plasmopara halstedii, 273 nucleotides long. RefSeq lists its product as uncharacterized. The transcript is spliced from 2 exons. NCBI's taxonomy places the organism in Eukaryota, Oomycota, Peronosporomycetes, Peronosporales, Peronosporaceae. The record is from RefSeq and is a predicted model, not a curated record. The coding region runs from base 1 to 273 and encodes 90 amino acids.